Molecule: messenger RNA, 470 nt
Organism: Mytilinidion resinicola
Lineage: Eukaryota; Fungi; Ascomycota; Dothideomycetes; Mytilinidiales; Mytilinidiaceae
Exons: 2
Coding region: 87-470 (127 amino acids)
Source: RefSeq, a predicted model, not a curated record
CGGAUUGGCAAUUCACGAUCGCUACGCCUCCAAGAUCUCACCUACUAUUCCAUGGUUCUGCCCUUCCACGAAAUCUCAAGCUCAGUAUGUCAGUCCUUACAACGACCCGCCCCUGGGUCAGCGAUCUAGCGUCCGGAUACCAGGGCCUAGAAUUCCAAGCUUCCGCACCUAUCCCCGCCCUCCUUUCGCAUCAAGUCCUCGUCCGGAUCAAGAAAAUGCCUCUGCCCCUAGUACCCUGUAGUGAUGGCGCUGGCAUCAUCGUCGCAGUCGGAAGCGAUGUCGGCCCAGAAGAGACAAGCAUCGCCGUUGGGGAUGAAGUGUUGUGUUUAUACAACAAGGAGCACAUGUCUGGUCCCGCGACAGCGUAUCACAUGCAGAUGGGCAGUGAGCUACCACUGGAAGGGUGUUUGACAGAGUAUAAGGUCCUGCCGCAUUAUUCAACGGUGAAAAAGCCGGUGUAUCUGAGCUAG